AUGCAUGAAUUGGACCAUUUGUCUUUUGUCAUUGAUGUUUUCAUCGAUCCAAUUUCAAUCCUUUGUAGUGAGGUUGUAAAAGUAGCAGAGCUGGAGAGUUCAAGUGAAUCUCGCGUUGGUACACUACGUGACCCUUCGGAAGUAACAGCUCGAGUGGAGCGGUUGCUUUUCGAUGUUAUCAAUAAAGCUGAAAUGAUUGCACGGGAAAUUUGGCCCUCAGACGGUGGCACUAUUGAGUUAAAUCGAAAAGAACUGAAACGCUUUAUUGUAAAUAAUGAAGCCAAAUGGCUAAGUGGAUCGAAAUUGAGUAGACAUAUGGCUGGCGGAGGUUCGCUGGAAUGUUCCACUGAUAGUGGAAUGCAACAUAUUUCAAAAGAUGAUAGUGUACUGACCACUGAAGGCAUCCUUCAGUCUCACAGACCAAAUCAUUGUAAAAUACACCAAUGCAAACGAGAAAUAAAUUUAUCUGAGUUACAUUCUACACUAGCUGGUACUGAUAGUGAUAAGGAUGUGAAGACACAACGGCAACUUCGUAUGGGAGGGAAUUUUGAGCAAGUUACCACAGAUACAACAUCACAGAUAAAUACAACAUCGAUAACUGAAUCACCUGAAACACUGAUCAGUAGUGAAACAACAGAUCUUAAAAGCUCAAAUAUUGAUGAAUCGUUAUCAGACGAAACCGAAUCACUGACUGAAAAUAAUUUUAUGCAAAAUAGAGGAGACCAACUGGUACCAGCGAUGAAGCCCGAUGGCACCAUUGUUAUACCGGGCGUUGUGCAUGUAAACAACUUUGAAAGCUUGGAUGGUGUCGUACUGGAAUUGAAAGUGCUCAUCAAGAGUCCAAAGGAAUCGAGGCGAAUCAAUGUCAAAAUCGACUGCCCCGACUUUAAUCCAAAAUCGAUUAAAGUGAAUGGAGUGGAAACUCAUCGACUGGUCGAUGACCACAGCAAAACAUCUUAG
This is a messenger RNA of Acanthocheilonema viteae, 960 nucleotides long. Lineage: Eukaryota; Metazoa; Nematoda; Chromadorea; Rhabditida; Onchocercidae. The record is from the annotation of a GenBank genome assembly.